AUGAAUGGUCUUCUGUGCCUGUGGCCUUCCGACACGGACGUGGACCAUGGCCAUUCAGAUGUCGCAGAUCAGGUAAGGCACCUCGCCCGCGAGGCGCUUACACAGCUGCAGAUGGCAGCCAAGAUGGAGUUCGCGCCGCCACUUGUCUGGGUUUGCCGAGAGGUAGUUGGCACAGGCAAUAAUGAAACCUUUCCUUCCCUCUUCGCGUCCGCCCUGGCGCUGAGCGCUGAGCCCGAGUGCGCCAUGCGCCACCAGAACGUGCUUGUGCCCCGGAUGAAGCCUGUGAAGACGGCUCCGGAGGCGAUGAAAACGCGUGGCCAGCCGGAGGAGCGGCUGCUGAGGUCCGGGUCCGAGGGAGCUGUACUAAUAACGGGAGGGCUUGGAGGUCUCGGACGGUACGUCGCUCUGUGGAUGGCCCGAGUCCACAAGGCUCGCCACGUUGUCCUCACCUCACGCCGCGGCGCAGCGACACCUGGAGCUGACGAGGUGGUGGCUGAGCUGGCUGCACUCGGCGCCAAAUGUACAGUGGUCUCGUGUGAUGUUGCAGACAGGGACAGCCUGCAGCAAGCGAUGGCCAUGUUCCGCAAAGGCGAGCGGACUGUCCUGCGCGGCAUAGGACACACCGCAGGCGUGCAGGACAACAGUGUGCUCUCGGCCCUGACGCUACAGCGGUGCAGCACCGUGUUUGCGCCCAAGGUGGACAGCACCCGUAAUCUGCACCAGGUGACCCAGACCAUGGGCCUGGAUCUGGACUUUUUCGUUCUCUUCUCCUCCAUCUCCGGCGUGCUAGGCCUGCCUGGCCUCGGUAAAUAUGCUGCGGCCAACACGUUCCUGGAUGCGCUUGCGCAUUUCCGUUGUGCCGAACACCUGCCAGCGACUUCAAUCGCGUCUGCCAUACAUGACGACGCUGCUUUCACCGUGGCCGCCGCGCUGGAUCCAAAACGGCAUCAGAGCUACUACGCCGACCAUGGGGGCAUCCCAUUGUUCAUGACCUCGCUGGUGGACUGGGGUGACACGCAGGCUGCCCGCAACCGCGAUGUACGCACAGCCCUGGAUCAAGGAUCCCCGGAGAAGCACCAGGAAAUUGUGCUCAGUACGGUCCGCGGGGCCGUGGCCAAAUCCUUGGGCUACCCCCAUCCGGAAGAGCUGGACACGGAACAACCGUUGCAUAACUUGGGUGUCGACUCGCUCGCUGCGGUCAUGGUACGCAACCAGCUUUCGAACUUGACAGGCCUGAAGCUCAAUGCCAGAUUGGUGCUUCAACAUCCCAAUCUCCAGGCGCUCAGUCAAUUUCUCCUUUCCGAGUUGUUGUCGAAUAAACCAGGUCAUGCACAUAACAACAACAAUAACGCAGCAUCACCCUCCAUAGCGUCGCAAUCUGGGCCACGGCUGAACAUGGAGGCCAUCAAGCUCGGUUGUCUGGAUCCUGAUUUCACAUUCAGCAAUGUGCAUGACAUUGCUAUCAUGUCGCUCAGAUCUGUCUUCGUCACGGGUGCCACGGGAUUUGUCGGGGCAUUUAUCUUGCAUGAGCUGCUGGAGCUAGGCAUAGAGGCAUCUUGUUUGGUAUGCGCAAGCAGCGCCGACAAAGCUGGGUGGCGCUUGGUAGACACGCUCGCCGCCUACGGCCUCUGGAAGCCCGUGUACGCUUCACUUCUCCAUCCCGUCGUCGGCGAUAUCACACUGUCCAUGUUCGGCAUGUCUCCGACCGACGCCCACGAAGUCCUCCGCCUCGCGUCGUCCGGUCGCGCGAAGACGAUCCACCAUAUUUCCACCAUGUCCACUAUCCCCAAGUAUAAGGGGUACGAGGUCAAGGGGGAGGACCAAGAGCGGGACUACGACUUCGUCAACACGCGCCCACCGGCCUUCGGCGACUUCUUCCGGCUCCUGGGGCCCGCCGCUGGGACAGGCCAGGGCAUGUUUUACCCUUUGGCCGUUGGCGUGAGCGCGCCGCCGCCUAUGGGACUGCCCACCGCAGCAGCCCGCUCGCCCGCAUUAUACGAGGUGACCGACGACGCCGGCGCCGCGGCGCUGGUGACGAGCCCUCGCGUGGGUGAGCGCGCCUUCCGGGAGCCCGAUUACCCCGUGCCCCCAGUCGACGAGGACUUCGCGCGGAAGUAUGUGCGCCGCAUCAAGGCCGCGCGCCAGGUUGAGGCCUUGGGCUGCCCUGUGCCUCUCCCUAACACGGUGACCCAGACGGUCAUCGCCUAG
Diaporthe citri is the source of this 2208-nucleotide messenger RNA. RefSeq lists its product as uncharacterized. Gene Ontology annotation, biological process: fatty acid biosynthetic process. The record is from RefSeq and is a predicted model, not a curated record. The coding region runs from base 1 to 2208 and encodes 735 amino acids. Gene Ontology annotation, molecular function: phosphopantetheine binding; fatty acid synthase activity. The transcript has 5 exons. Lineage: Eukaryota; Fungi; Ascomycota; Sordariomycetes; Diaporthales; Diaporthaceae.